Messenger RNA from Rubroshorea leprosula, 1491 nucleotides. The record is from the annotation of a GenBank genome assembly. Lineage: Eukaryota; Viridiplantae; Streptophyta; Magnoliopsida; Malvales; Dipterocarpaceae.
AGGUUGCAGCUUCUGAAUAUUACUUUGGAAAUGCGAUUCAAAGUUCGUAGGACAUAGCGGAGAAACAGAAGAUAAAUUUCACUAAACAUCCUGAAUGCGACUAUGAAACCGAGACCAGAGUUUCUCUUUCAGCAAUUCCAUCUCAUCAUGGCACAGUUGACACAGAAGUAUGCAAUUGUUACUGGAGCAAAUAAAGGGAUUGAACUGGAAAUAUGUAGGCAAUUAGCCUGUAAAGGGAUCAUGGUCGUGUUAACUGCUAGAGAUGAGAAGAGGGGUCUUGAGGCUGUUGAAAAGCUCAAACAGUCUGGUCUAUCCGAUCAUGUAAUUUUCCACCAGCUCGAUCUUACAGACCCUGCUAGCAUUGCAGCUCUUGCAGAUUUUGUCAAAACCAAGUUUGGAAGGCUUGAUAGAUUGGUGAAAAUUGCAGGAAUAGCAGGUGCUGUAAUAGAUGAUGAAGCUUUAAAAGCUUCAAGUAUUUCUGCUACUGAGAAGGAUGUGGUUAAAGUUUGGAAUAGAGUUACGACUCAAACCUAUGACUUAGCAGAAGAAUGCGUGAAAACAAACUACUUUGGUGCUAAGACAACGACUGAGGCUCUUAUUCCCAUGCUUCAGUUAUCUGACUCACCAAGGAUUGUUAAUAUUGCAUCCAGCAGGAGCAUGUUGAAGUACCUACCCGGAGAAGAGCUUAAAGAAGCCUUCAGGAAUGUUGAUACUCUCACAGAAGAGAAACUGGAUGAGAUGAUGACUGAAUUUCUGAAAGAUUUCAAGGAAGGUGCAUUGGAAAUUAAGGGCUGGCCUUUUCAUCUCCCUGCCUAUACAGUCUCAAAAGUUGUUCUAAUUACAUACACAAGGCUUCUGGCCAAAAGGCACCCAGGUUGCUGCUUCAAUUCUGUUUGCCCUGGCUUUGUCAAAACAGAUAUAAAUCGCAACGCUGGUACCCUGACUGUUGAGAACUCCAAUUGUUCGAACAAGGAGAUCUCAGUCAAUCGAUCGAGUAAAUUAGCAGAGACGGGAGGAGCUGAGCAUGGACAGGGACAUGGAGCUGAGGAUUUUAGGACGAAGGUCUGGAGCAUGUCGGGUGGUCCAUACUGCCGGCCCAAGCACUGGCAUCGCAACACCGCCGUUGCAAUGUUUGGUGUCUUCCUAAUUUGCAUCCCAAUCGCUAUGAAAUCUGCUGAGCUUGAGGUCUAAAAUUUUCACUUUUUAAUUCCUUAUUGUUGAUUGUUAGCAGCAUGUUAAAGCCUUAUAUAAUUUAGCUGAUUUUAGUAUCAUGUAUUGCCAGCUCGAGGCUUAAGAUCCUAAAAGUAUGAUGUUUCUUAAAAAAUGAGAAAUUUAGUUUGUUAGGUGGAGUUUGAGUGUUUAAAAUUUUGAAAAUGGUGGUGCACAAUUAGAUGGAAGAUGCAUUGAGUAGCUUAACUGCUAAAAGAUGAAGAAAACUCUUAAGGGGUCUAAGUUCUCUAUUAUGUUCUUUAAUAAAUUUGUUCAAUUCGA